AUGGAGGACAACGUAGAAAAUGAGCAGAAGCCAACGAAGCGAAAGUGGAAUUUGGAACAACUUCGAGCCGGUGAUACUUUUCUGUCAGUGCAAGCUGCUACAAAUAAAUAUGAUUCGCAAAAAGGUAUGACUGCGCCAGGCAUGCCACGAUGGAACAUAGUGAAGGACAAGCAUCUCGGCUUUAUAAAUCCUGACCGGAAAGGUGAAGAAUUACUGAGAGCACAGUAUGGCAGCAAUCAGUAUGCAUCACAAAAGGGUUUAACACCGAUUGGUGCAUCAAGAAAUCAGGUAUUAAAAGUAAAAUAUAAAAAAGACUGGGAGGUAAUACUUGAUAAACAAAGUGAAAAAGUUAUACCUAAACAAUCCGGUGAUUACGGGAUGGCUACGCAAUCUGGCGAGCGUUCGAUGGGCUCUCAGCGUAAUCAAGUGCCUAUUAUUAGAGGACGUUUACCACGAGAUCGACGCACGAAUGGUAUAUUAUGUUAUCAAUAUGGUACCAACAUAUUUGCUUCUCAGCAAGGAAUGAAUGCACCACCCGGUAUCGGUGCAGUUCGACAAGCUACCAUGGAAAUCGAAGGACUUGGUUUUACGGAGGAUGGUUUACGAAAGGGUAGUGCAUUUACGCCAUGGUAUUCGGGACAAAACAAAUUUGCCAGCCAAUCAGGUACUGGUGGCUUUUUGAAAGUACGCGAUGUACUACCAAAUUCGAAGGGUGGUAAAGAAAUUGACGAAGUGCUGAAAAUUAAAUCGGAGGGUAUAGUACCACUUCAGGCCGGUACCAACAAAUUUGCAUCUCAAAAAGGCAUGGCAGGCUUUGGAACACGAAGAAACGUUCUAUUAAAGCAAGGAUGGAAGAAAGAAUGGAUUAACGAGUAUGAGCAGGCGCUGCGUGAAUUUGAGGAAACUCGUCCACCUGGUUUGGCGUCUGUUGUUCAUUCAUCUCAUUACAAACAGGAAUUGAAAGGAAGGAGAGAAACGGAAGAAAUCGAGACCGAACAGGAAGUGGAAGAGAAGAAAAACAAUGUGGGAGAGGGAACGAUGAAAAAAUCAAUAGAAGAUGAAGAGGAGGAGAAAGAAAAUGAAAAGGAGGAAGAUGAAGGGGAUGAAGACGAAGAAGAUGAAGAAGAGGAAGAAAAUGAUAAUGAUGAAAGAACAGAGGAAGAUGAAGAGGAAUGA
Molecule: messenger RNA, 1176 nt
Organism: Brugia malayi
Lineage: Eukaryota; Metazoa; Nematoda; Chromadorea; Rhabditida; Onchocercidae
Exons: 10
Coding region: 1-1176 (391 amino acids)
Source: RefSeq, a predicted model, not a curated record